ACCAACCAUUAUAUAUUAUCCAUGGAGAAAAGGGUUGCCAUCGUCGGGGCCGGAAUCAGCGGCCUCCUGGCCUGCAAAUACGCGGCGGCCAGAGGCUUCAGACCCGUUGUUUUCGAAGCUCAGGAUCACGUCGGCGGUGUGUGGAACCACACCAUUGAGUCCACCAGACUGCAGAAUGUGAGGCCCACCUUCGAGUUCUCUGAUUUCCCAUGGCCUUCUUCGGUUGAAGACAUGUUCCCCACAAACUUUCAAGUUUUGGACUACCUCCAAUCAUAUGCUCACCAUUUUGGAUUGUUACCAUACAUAAAAUUCAACUCCAAAGUGAUCAGCAUUAAUUACGUGGGCGAAUCUGAUGACCAGAUUCGUUCCUGGGACUUGUGGGGCGGCACGGGUAAAGCUUUUGGAUGUCAAGGAAAGUGGAUUCUCAAAGUCAUCCACACCAAAGAUAACUUCACUAAGGAGUAUGAAGCUGAAUUUGUGAUAAUUUGCAUUGGGAGAUUCAGUGGUUUCCCAAAUAUUCCAAAGUUUGGAGCUGGAUUUGGACCGGAGAUAUUUUCAGGCAAAGUGUUGCAUUCGAUGGACUACUCUGGGAUGGACAAUGCAGCUGCUGCAGACUUCAUCAGGGGAAAACGAGUUGCUAUAAUAGGCUCUAGCAAAUCAGCAACCGACAUUGCUCUCGAAUGCGCCAAUGCAAAUGGGCCCGAAAAUCCUUGCACGAUGAUCCAGAGAACGGUGCAUUGGGCACUUCCGGAUGCAUAUCCGUGGGGUGUCCACUACGGUUACAUCUUCGCGACGCGCUUUAUGGAGCUCAUGGUCCAUAAACCAGGCCAAGGACUCCUCUCUACCGUCUUAGCCACCUCACUUACACCCCUGCGAUGGGCGAUGUCCAAGUUCGUGGAAAGCUACGUUAGAUGGAAGCUCCCCUUGAAAAAGUACGGAAUGAUUCCUAAAGAGAGCUUUCUCGGAGAAAUCUCGUCUUGCCAGAUCUUAAUGCUCCCUGAAACAUUCUACGACAAGGUCGAAAACGGCAGCCUUGUUCUCAAAAAAUCGCAGAAUGUCAGCUUCUGCGAAGACGGCCUCAUCAUCGAUGGAGAACAUCAUGUAAAAGCAGAUAUAGUAAUCUUUGCAACGGGAUACAAAGGCGACGAGAAGCUCAAGAGCAUCUUCGCGUCUCCAACUUUCCAAAACUACAUCCUAGAGACUCCAACCUCCACCAUCCGUCUCUACAGACAGAUAAUUCAUCCUAAAAUUCCGCAGCUAGCGGUGAUAGGCUACUCGGAAUCGCUCUCGAAUCUGUAUACGUACGAGAUGAGGUGCAAAUGGGUGGCGCAGCUUCUUGAUGAGGCGGUGGAGUUGCCGAGCAUCAAGGAGAUGGAGAAGGACAUCGAGACGUGGGAGAGGUACAUGAAGACGUACUCUGGUAACGGGAAAUACAGAAGCAGUUGUGUUGCUGGAUUGCACAUAUGGUAUAAUGAUCAAAUAUGUAGAGACAUUGGCAUUAAUCCCAGAAGAAAGAAGGGCUUUUUUGCAGAUAUGUUUCAGCCUUAUGGUCCACAGGAUUACAAUUGAGGUGCUGAGGGUAUAGGGAGUUUAAGUCUAAGGUAAGGUGUGUAUUGUGUUUGGGAGUCUUAAUGGUGUAAAUCUUAUUACUAGUUUGUUUUCUUACUUCACAAAGUAGCUGGUUCAUGAAUUGGAUUUUACUAAGUUAUUAUAUGGAACUAGUAUCACGCUCGUACUAUGCA
This is a messenger RNA of Salvia hispanica, 1742 nucleotides long. RefSeq names its product putative flavin-containing monooxygenase 1. The record is from RefSeq and is a predicted model, not a curated record. Gene Ontology annotation, molecular function: NADP binding; flavin adenine dinucleotide binding; N,N-dimethylaniline monooxygenase activity. NCBI's taxonomy places the organism in Eukaryota, Viridiplantae, Streptophyta, Magnoliopsida, Lamiales, Lamiaceae.